This is a messenger RNA of Trichoderma virens Gv29-8, 1206 nucleotides long. RefSeq lists its product as uncharacterized. Gene Ontology annotation, biological process: transmembrane transport. Gene Ontology annotation, cellular component: membrane. The transcript has 5 exons. The coding region runs from base 1 to 1206 and encodes 401 amino acids. Lineage: Eukaryota; Fungi; Ascomycota; Sordariomycetes; Hypocreales; Hypocreaceae. The record is from RefSeq and is a predicted model, not a curated record. Gene Ontology annotation, molecular function: transmembrane transporter activity.
AUGCGCUUAAAUGCAUCCUCCGGCUCACCAUCUCUUCUUGACGAGAAUGGGAAUAGCGAGCCGUGUGCUACCUCUGCUCCUGCUGUAACCGAACGUUGGAACGAAUCGCGGACGAAUGCAUUUCGACUUGUUGCGUCGUUUUUCUGUUUUAUGCUCGAGAAAUAUUACAACCUCACGUAUAUUAUCAUAUCACUCGUCUUCCUCUCUCCAUUUCUUGGCUAUGUUUCGUCUGCCUUAUUAAAUAAUUAUCUCCACCACAAACUUGGCCAACGUGUCAUCGCCAUUAUUUGUGGCAGCUGCCACACCGCGGCAUACAUCAUUAUCGCACUACAUCCGCCAUAUAUUGUGCUCGUGCUUGCCUUUAUCCUGGCCGGGUUCGGCAACGGCGUAGCAGACGCCGCAUGGAAUGCCUGGGUUGGCAACCUCUAUAACUCGAGUGAGUUGUUAGGGUUCCUGCAUGCAUUUUAUGGUGUUGGAGGGGUAGCGAGUCCGUUGAUUGUUACGGCGCUUAUUACAAAGGCCAAUUUGGAGUGGUACGCGUUUUACUACAUUAUGAUUGGCCUAGCUAGCACUGAAACAAUCGCACUAGCAUCUGCAUUCCGGUCCUCCUCUGGAGCAGAAUACCGGCGUAUCUACAAGACUAACGAGCUGGAGAAGGAAGUGUCUCUCACUGAAGCACUUUUCCGCAUGCCGUUUGCUCAAGUUGCUCUAGGCGGUUGGAUCGUCGUUUUCAUGCUGCGCGUUCGCCACGGUGAACCCUUUGCUAGUGGUAUGUCGGCCGUUAGUUUCUGGCUCGGCAUUACCGUUGGUCGUGCAGUGCUUGGCUUUGCUACACCUCGAAUCGGUGUCAAGUUAGCUACUGCCCUAUAUAUCGGUGCUGCUGGCUCUCUGGAACUCAUUUUCUGGCUUGUGCCACAAUUCUACAUUUCUGCAGUUGCAGUCUCCUUCCAGGGCUUCUUCAUGGGGCCCUUAUUUCCCAAUGCAAUUUUGGUGGCAGGCAAACUUCUACCUCGCCAGCAUCAUGUGGUAGUAAUUGGUUUUGCUGCGGCGUUUGGAGGCUGUGGCGCAGCUGUUUUGCCCUUUUUGACAGGGAUUCUGGCAGAGGCGCAGGGUCCAAAAGUUUUGCAGCCGAUAGUGCUUGCGCUGUUGGCAAUUACGUUAGGAAUUUGGUUUUGUUUCCCCAGUACAAGCAAGAUGAAGGAAUAA